GAUGUCAACAAGAACUAAGUAGGCGCGACGAUUCUAUGAGUGGUCGAUGGUGACUGUACGGUUAUGGAAUUAUUUGUUCCUGUCAUGUCGGUUUUGGAUCGUCUGCUCUGCUUCUUCUAUCAUUCUCUUCUGCCUUCCCUGAGGAUCGCUUUUGAUAUAUGUUUUGCUCUUUCGGGUGCAGCAACUCUGCUACCCAGUCUGAAUGUCAGAUUGGAGGUAUCCAUAGCCCAUAAGCAAUUUACUUUUUAGAAUUCAGAAAGCAAUCCUCGCGAAGGC
Messenger RNA from Aspergillus pseudonomiae, 276 nucleotides. RefSeq lists its product as uncharacterized. Lineage: Eukaryota; Fungi; Ascomycota; Eurotiomycetes; Eurotiales; Aspergillaceae. Bases 64 to 249 code for a protein of 61 amino acids. The transcript has a single exon. The record is from RefSeq and is a predicted model, not a curated record.